AUGCGCAAGAAGCGACCUCCCUGCAAGAAGAAGAAGAUUCUUGCUGUCCAAGAAGAACCUGCCAAGAUUGCGCCGCCAUCCAUCAUCUCCGUGGACGCCGCAGCGCCGCCUUCCACCUCCAACGUCGCCGCACCAACGCCGUCGUACACUUCCCCCACAGCUGCACCAGCGCCGCCGUCCAACUCUUCCACGGCCAGACUAGCGCAGCUGUCCAACUCCACCACGGCGGGACCGGCGCAUCCCUCCAACUCCCCUAUGGUCGGACCAGUGCAGUUGUCCAUAUCCUCCAUGCCAGCCCCAAUGCCGCCGUCAACCUCCACCAUGGCCCUCACCGGCGAGGCUCGCAAGAAGCGACCUGGGCAUGAACUCCCAAGGUCUGGCUCCAAGAAGAAGAAGAAGAUAGCUGCUGUCCAUGAAGCCCCUGCUGAGAAUGCUGUUGAAGCCGUCCUUGCUUCUGAAUCUGACAAGACCAAGUGCCUCAGUGGCUCUGCCAAGAGGAAGCUGAAGAAGCAACAGCCUAAGAAGGAAGACUCUAAUGGGGAUGCUCCUAAUGGGACCGCUGCUGAGAAAGAGCAGGAGGCUCCCAUUGAACAAGACAAAAUUGAGAUGACCCUUGAAGAUUAUGAGAAGGUGCAAGAAAAUAAGAAGUCUCUGGAGGCCUCUAAACCAGAGGAGAGGAGGGUUGUUGAUGUAGAUUUUGAGGGUCUCCAGCUCUUGGAGAAAAAUUUGAUUGAGGAUAAUCAAUCAAGUGGGGUGUUGUUUUGUUAGGCAGCCUUCUGUAGAUGUACAAACUCGUUGGAAUUCCACAUAUUUGAUGCUUGAAUCAGCUAUACCAUUUAGAAGUGCAUUUGAUGCCUUAGGGCAGCAAGACAAGGAGUACGAGUUUUGUCCAACACCUAUUGAAUGGAAAAUGGCUGAAUCUGCAUGCAAAUUGCUAAAAGGAUUUUACACAGCAACCAAACUUCUCUUUGGAUCUAAGUAUCCGACUAGUCAUUUCUACUUCCCCCGGCUAUGUAAGAUUAAGAAGAUCUUGAAGAGAGAGUCAUCAAGUAAGAACACCAUCAUUGCGCAUAUGGUG
This is a messenger RNA of Triticum dicoccoides, 1078 nucleotides long. RefSeq names its product translation initiation factor IF-2-like. NCBI's taxonomy places the organism in Eukaryota, Viridiplantae, Streptophyta, Magnoliopsida, Poales, Poaceae. Gene Ontology annotation, molecular function: RNA binding. Bases 1 to 768 code for a protein of 255 amino acids. The record is from RefSeq and is a predicted model, not a curated record. Gene Ontology annotation, cellular component: cytoplasm; nucleus. The transcript has 3 exons.